This is a messenger RNA of Exaiptasia diaphana, 1233 nucleotides long. Its product is annotated as DNA repair protein XRCC4. Gene Ontology annotation, molecular function: DNA binding. NCBI's taxonomy places the organism in Eukaryota, Metazoa, Cnidaria, Anthozoa, Actiniaria, Aiptasiidae. Gene Ontology annotation, cellular component: DNA-dependent protein kinase-DNA ligase 4 complex; DNA ligase IV complex; nucleus. Gene Ontology annotation, biological process: positive regulation of ligase activity; response to X-ray; DNA recombination. The record is from RefSeq and is a predicted model, not a curated record.
AGAGUUUGAAAAUGGAAGGCUUGUUUACAAUAAACGUUGACAACAAGCCGUAUUUUAUCCUAACCAAGCCAGAAAAUGAUUAUGUAGAAGGCUUUGAGAUAAAGCUAUGCGAUGGGMACAAAACAUGGAUGAAUUCAGUUUCCAAGGAAGAUGUGUCAACAAUGUCCAGUGCAGUUGAUAUGAGUGAAGAAGAAUACGCAAAACAGACAAAAAAUGCUUUGACAGGUUUGCCAUCAAGGGACACAAAAUACGUCUACCAAGUGAAAGUUCAAGGCAAAGUCUUAAAUUUUGCUUGGAAAAAGAGUCUUGAUGAUGGCCUUAAGUUUCAGCUUGGAUCAUUGACGUUASACGAAAUGGAUAACAAUGCAGUCGCAAUAAUGGAUAUGUUUGUUAUUGCUGUUAGGCAAAUCAAUCAAUUCAAGGUGAAUAUCACUCAUCUUGAAUCUGAGAACAGCAGACUUUCAAGUGAAAGAGGACGUACAUUAGAGCUGUUAGAUAAAUGCGUUAGUGAAAAGGACAAUAUGGAAAAUGACUUAUACUUCAAGUUUGCAUCAGUGCUCAACAAGAARAAAGAGAAGAUAAGACAGUUGAAAUCUCAAGUUGAAGAUAUGGAUAGGGAUGACACAGAUGGAAGAACAGGCAAGAAUCAGGCAAGAGCAAGAAGUCCAAUGUCAAAGAGCUUAAGCAGAACUCCCUCACCGUCUCUCACAGACAACGAAGAGACAAAAGAUGAGAAGACAGAAGAAAAGCCAUCAACAUCAAGCAACUUGUUUCCUUCAGUGGAGAGGAGAAGGAGAGGACCCCAGAAAGAGACACCAAAGAGUAAGCUAGUUCUGCCUAAGGUGCCUUCAGUGAAGAAAACGUUGAGCUCGUCUUCGGAGGAAAGUUUCAGCUCCCCCCGUCUUCGUAAACGAAUGUCGACAAGAUCUGAASCUGACCCCGACGACCUGAUGGCUGAAAUGGCAAUGUAGAAUACUGAUAAGUAAAACUUAUAAGUAAAACUAGAAUAAAAAAAAGUCAUUUAGUAAAAUCAUUAUUGAAUCAUUCCAAAUGGUAUCUCGUGCUUCUCGGUACAUCCGUGGAUCUCAACUAUAUCUUCACGAUUCAAUAGGAUAUGUUAAACUGAUGCUAAACGCAUUGAGAAGCAAGUAAAACAUUGUGUAAAGUAAAACGUGUACUCUACCUUGAUAAUGGCCGCUUAGGCCGAAAGCUCGGUAUUAAAAAUAUCACUAG